AUGGCCAAUUAUAUGUCGCAAUGUCAAGAGCCAGAAGCAGAAAAGGAAGUGUUGGGUGACAUUGAGUUGCCCGAAGAGUAUAGACCGGAUACGAAGGAUCGUUUCUAUCGUCCACCGAAACUCAGUGAAAACAAAAAUGUUUAUCAUGUGAUCGCCAGUGGAAAUUUUGCCGAUAUUAUCGCCGCUGUGAAUCGAGAGGAAAAAGCUGUAGCUGCAAAGAGAUACAAGAUUGAACAAUUGAAUCAAACAAUUGAUGGUUAUACUCGCCUCAGAAGAGAAAUUCAAAUUUCUCGUUUCAAUCGACAUGAGAAUAUUGUUGAAUUUUAUGAUGUUUUUGUGGAGAAGCCCGAAAAUCCAACCCACAUCUGGCUUGUCACCGAAAGAAUGGAUCACACUUUGGAGAAAUAUUUUGAACAUCUCCGCCGUAACGACGAAAAAUCAGAGCCGGUGAAAAGAGAUCUCCGCCAUAUUGGAGCACUUCUCACUCAAUUACUUCGAGCUCUUGAUUAUAUCCAUCAGCGUGGAAUCAUGCACAGGGAUGUGACUCCCCGAAACAUUGGAAUGAACCAAAAGGAGUUUGAGAUCAAACUCCUCGAUUUUGGACUUGCCAGAGAAACAAAUCCAAAACUCGAUCACUCGACAAAUGUCGAUACUCCUUACAUCUACAAAUCUCUUGAAGUCUUCAUGAGAACCAAAUACAAUACGGGAGUUGAUAUUUGGGCUGCAGCUUUAGUUGCUCUUGAAAUGUUGGGAAUAAAAUUGUUUAUGCCAACUGGAACCGAUGAAGAAAUCACAAAAAAGAUACGGAAACGUGGAGCGGAAAACGCCGUCAAGGACAGAAUCUUCGCCGUUCUUGGAGUCCCAGAGGACCAAUAUCAAUCAAUCUUUGGCCGACCCAUUCAAGAGAAACCACACGACGGCGAGUUUGACAAGAUUUGGGAGGAGAAAAUCGAGCCACGUUUGGACAGAGAUAUCGGGCCAUUAAGAAGAGAGGACUUUAAAGAUUUAAUUAAAAAGAUGCUUCACCCAAAUCCACAACAACGUUUGCGGGCCGAUGAAUGUCUCCUUCAUCCGUUUUUGCGUAUUUUGAACGAAAAAUACGAUCAACGAGCCAGCUCACUCGGUACUGGAAAACAACCAAAAGAUGAUCAACAGAUGAAAGCUCGAAACGCUCAAGAUCGAGAUGUUCUUUUGAAGGAAUUGUCCGAUCCACGCAAUCAGCGUAUUAACACUGAUGAGAAAUCGUUUCCC
Mesorhabditis belari is the source of this 1251-nucleotide messenger RNA. Lineage: Eukaryota; Metazoa; Nematoda; Chromadorea; Rhabditida; Rhabditidae. The record is from the annotation of a GenBank genome assembly.